UCAAUUGUCAUGUUUUUUUCCUUGAUUGUUAUACUUUUGCAUUGUAUGCAUGCAUGCAUGUGAGUUGCUAUUGAAAUUGUAUUUAAGCAUGCCAAUGCAUGAAUGCCAAAAUGCGCAGUAGUUUGAAGUUGGACCAGACGCCAUUUUCAUUGCAUCUGACGCACUUGUUCUUCUUCGGACAACGUUUUAAUUUUCGAAAAAGUGUCGCGUGGUCAGCUUUCUCUGGGAAUUUACAUCACACAGGUCAAUACUCUGAUCAGCAUGGCUUCUGAAUUGAGCUCUGUAGAGGGCGUCUGUGAAGGAGACGACUGUACGGCGAAUGCAGAUCUGACUUUCUAUGUGACGGAGAAGAAGAAGCUCUGCCAUGACUGCGCCUCUAAAAAGGAAUGCUUAGGAAUAGCAAAAAAGGGUAUGUCUUAUCUGUACUGUGAAAAACACGAUAAACAUAUCGAUAUGUACUGUAAAACACAUUACGUGGGUUUAUGUGUUUCAUGCGCUGUGAUAGAUCACGAUGAGAAGCCUUGCGUGCGACAGGAUGUAGAGGACGCAAUCUUGGAAAUUAAAGCAAAGCUCAACAUUCUGAAGGAUAAGGCGAUGGAGAAGUUGGAGUUAUGUCGAGUCCAUGGAAAGCACAUUGGUCAGUGUAGACAAGCCGCAGACGAACAUCUGCAAAGUAUCAAAGAUGAGGUUGAUUUCCUAAUCGAAAAGGAGAUUGCCAGCGACAAAGUCAGGGAACAGGAGGCUGCGGCUAAAAUUGACCAGGAGAUUGAUGGGAAAAACAAAAAGCUCCAAGAGGAGAUUAAAAACAUCCAGAAUAAGAUUCGAAAGAACAAUGAGGAGAGGGAGAAGCGACAUAAAGAAAACAACACAAAUGCAGAGAAAAGACAAGAACCAAUAAAUAAUAAACAAUGCUCUCUCCAUGCUGACAUUCAGAACAUCGCUCAAGGGAUCAAGAGAAAGAUUGGCGAGGUGGAGAAAUCAUGGCAAGAUGACACAAAAGCUACAAAGAAUGCCAUCCAGACACUUGAAACAGUACUCGAAGACGAUCAAAAUAUUGUCAAAGGCGGGCAUCGUGUGAAUACAUCAGUUAGUGAUAAACUAAAAAGGCCACUGAAUGAGAAUGAGGAUGAGGUGAAAGAAAUUAAUCGUGUUGUAUCAGGUGUGAGGUUUGUGAAGGGUGCUGGGAGGAAGAUGAUGUAUGAUGGGAGGAUUGAUGUGUAUGAGUGGAAGCUCAUCGAUACAAUCAAUGUAAGAGAUAAAACCAAAUACCCGGUCAUUGUAGGAUGUAUAGAUGGAUGCAAUGUUAUAAUCACAGAUAACCGAGAAGGUAGUGGACAUACAUACAUGUUAGAUUUGCACACUAAACAUACUCGGAGAGUGAUAAACGGUAGUGGUACAUCAUUGGUUCGGUCCUGUGCAGUGCUGAAUGAUGACAUGGUAGUAUGCGGUAAAGUGAACAGAUGUAGUACAGGAGACAGUUUGAAUGGAUGCAUCAGUGUGUAUGACAGACAGUGGAAGCUCACCAAUAACGUAUCUAUACCAAGAAACACGACGGAUGAUUUCACACGGGUGGAUGUUACAGCUGGCAAGGAUGGGAUGAUCAUCGCUACUGAGGCGAGUCAGUCUAAGAUAUACGUCAUCAACCCAGCUGAUGGUAAAGUUAUCAAUACCAUCACGUGUAAAGAGAAUAUAAAGAUGUGUGAUAUGCUGUCAUCAGGUCACAUCAUCGCUCGACCCUGGUCACCAGAUCGCAGAGCGCUCAUCAUUGACAGAGAGGGUGCUCAAAGGGAAAUACCCCACAAUGAUGUCAUCCUGAAUGUCUGCGUUGAUUCUUAUACAGACGACCUCUACGUUGUGACAUCAGAUGGUGUAUACAAGACGUGUGUGAUUGAUCAGGUGAUGAGUGGAGUUGAUGUGAAGAAGAGAAGAGUAGCAUCAUUCCCUCUAUCAACAAUACGGGUGUUGAUGCAUGACAGGAGGAAUUACCUUCUUAGGUCUCGAGUGAUUAUGACGUCAUCAGGGAAGAUGAUUGCUUGCGAUGGAGACAACAUUCUCGUAUUUAAAAAGCUAUUUAGCCUCUAAACUAAUCAUUUAGAGAUUUUAACAUUUGAGUUUGACUCCUGUUUUAAUGUAAAAAUACUCUUAAGAUUCCCAAUAAAGUGAAGAAAUCAGAAUGUUGAUUCGUAAACAUAUACAUAGUCAGCAAUAAUUGUUUUUUCAUGUUCCCCUUCUAUACUUGUCUUUUCAAACUCUUCAUUUUGUUAAUAUCUGUAUCUUAAUUAUUGGUUGAUAUAACGAACGGGUUAAAGAAAUGUUACUCAGUGAGGGAAGGACUUAAGAAGUAUUCUAGGCUCAAUACAUAGGGAGAGACUAGUUCUCUGAUAAUGUUGAGAGGUUUAUAGUCUAGGACUGGUUGAGGCCUGUAUACCGAUACAGGUGCAUUUUAAUACGCCUUUUUCGUAAUGUAAUCAAAAUUAAUAGAAAUCUUUUUAAGUGCCUUGAUCGUUACACAUUAUUUCAUUCACCCGUUACUUGUUGUAUUUCAAUAGUCAGAAGGCGAAAUAAUGCAAACAUUACGUGUU
Messenger RNA from Strongylocentrotus purpuratus (purple sea urchin), 2582 nucleotides. RefSeq lists its product as uncharacterized. The record is from RefSeq and is a predicted model, not a curated record. The coding region runs from base 262 to 2082 and encodes 606 amino acids. Lineage: Eukaryota; Metazoa; Echinodermata; Echinoidea; Camarodonta; Strongylocentrotidae. The transcript is spliced from 2 exons.